UGCCGAUACUUGUUUGCUUUUGACGCAUUUGGAUUAGUUGCAUUCAUCUAACACACUUCAAGAUAUGUGAUGGUUCACUUACAAGAGUUGUGCCGAGCAAUGCCCGAGAAAUAUAUAUUACCAUUGCAAUAUUAUAGCUGACAAUUUUAUCCUUACCGCUGGUUGUUCGCUAGGUUACUUGUAGCUCAACAAGCAAAUAAACAUGGAUGUGCAUUUCUAGUUGUGGAUUGGCAUGGAUUCCUUGGGUCUCUGCAUUCUGUUAUGCGGCUUCUCAGGUACAUCUUGUUACUUUGAAAUCCUCUAAAUGCCAUAAAGUUUGUGUGUUAAAGGGUAAAUUUCACCCUACCUGUACAAGCACAGUCCCAACCUCUCACAUUGGGAUGGUGGGACCCACAGUCCCAACCUCUCACAUUGGGAUGGUGGGACCCACAGUCCCAACCUCUCACACUUAAGUAGUGGGUCCCACCAUCUCAUUGUGAGAGGUUAGGACAGUGCCUGUACAGACAGGAUCGAAUUAACCGUGUUAAAGAUGCUUGAAUAGUUGCCAAAUCUCAUUAGGCCAUUCUCAUCGAGGUUAGUAUUUUCUAACUAGUUUGUUUACAAUUUUGAAAAUUUGAGGAGACAUUCAACUUGUCCACCAAACAUCUACCUAAUAGGCACUUGACUAAAGAGAAUGAGAAGCUGUUUUUAGCGUGACUUCCAUGUAGCUUCAAGUGCCCAUCAUUAAGCUUGCUUACACGAAAGAAAAAAGUAUAAGAUUAGGCUUUUUCUUUGACUUUUGUCCAUUGUUUCAGAUAAUGAUAAUUUUCAUGCCAAUUAUAGAUGCCAGUUCAAAAAAACACAAAGUCUAUCUUUCAGAUAUGAACAGCAGUUACUUAUUAGCAUUUAGUUCUCUUUGAUGGCUAAAAAUCUUUAAAGCUUCUUCUUCCUCUUCUUGAAAUGCCAUGUUUCAUACAUCUCAAAUCUAUUUUCCUUCUGCAUUUAGCAUAGCAUUCACUAGUGCCACAUGAUAUGCUUGUACUUAAUGAUAUUUGAAAUUGUUUUUUUUUUAAAGUACAAUCUUGACAUUUGUUUGUUAGAUUAUGCUAAUGAAUGGAAAACAGAAAUUAAUGAUGAUUUCUUUAAUUGAGUAACUCAACCAAACAUCUGUUUGGGUAUAUGUAUCCAUCUGUGCUUCAUUAGCAACAAAACCCUACUGAGUGCUAUAAUCCUGAAUCUGUCAUUAAAUUCAUUUGACUUAAAUGUACCAUUAAGAAAACUCAGAAUCACUCAAGCCAUCAUACAGUGUGACCAACUUGAUAAGGGUCUAGCCGGCUCGAUCGUGCCGACGACAUAGGUGACGAAGAACCGACCGAGUUGAUGCCCACACUCACACUCUGCAACCCUGCACACAAAGUGCAUGACACAAGCAAAAAAGGCUCACACAAAUCUCCUCCCAAACUUAACCAUUUCCCUGCAAAUGCUUCAAAACUCCCACCACCUUACUACCACCAUUCAUUCAGUGCUGCGACAGCAACUGAUACUAGUUAUUAAUCCUUCACUCUCUCACAAAUCUUUGCUAUUUAAUUCAUCGCCAGACAAUUGCUUCAGCUCUUUGGAAUCAAGAAACAUGGUAUAAAUUGAUCCACAACUCCUCCUGUGUUUGCUCAACUCACUGAAAUUAAUGUUCCUGAUGGUUGGGUUGAUGAAGGCAGUGAGCGAGAGGCUGCAGCAGCAGCAGCAGCAACAGCUGCCGGCGGCCGAGAAGAAGCCCCGGUUCCGACCACCUUUGCCUGUGAAGACCGUCGUCCUCCUCGCCGCGGCCUGCUUCUUCCUGGGCCUGCUCCUUAGCAGCGUAAUCAGCAGCCUGGUGGCUUCCGAAAACAGAGCGGGAAUUGCCUGCGACUCCAAAGAUUGCGACCGGAAACGUAGAUUGGAGGAGGCGAAGACCGGAGACGUGAUGGAUCAAGUGUCGAGAACUCAUCAAGUCAUCCAAGCACUGGACAAAUCGGUAUCGAAAUUGGAGAUGGAACUGGCAGUUGGAAGGAUGAGACUGAACGGAGGAAGAGGAGGAGGAGGAGGAGGAGGCGGCGGCAGUUACAAUAAGCAGCUGAAAAAGGCGUUCGUGGUCGUCGGAAUCAACACAGCUUUCAGCAGCCAGAAAAGGCGGGAAGCCGUUAGGGCUACGUGGAUGCCCACAGGAGCGAAGCUGAAGAGGCUGGAGGAGGAGAAGGGGGUGGUGGUGCGAUUCGUGAUCGGGCACAGCGCGACGUCGGGGGGAGCCGUCGACCGCGCCAUCGACGAGGAAGACGCGGAGACGAAGGACUUCCUCCGGCUCGAUCACUUAGAAGGAUACCACAAGCUCUCCGCCAAGACCAGAGCCUUCUUCUCGACCGCCGUCGCCAUUUGGGACGCCGAUUUCUUCGUCAAGGUCGACGACGACGUGCAUCUCAAUUUAGGGAUGCUCGUCGCCACGCUUGCCCAAUAUAGAAACAAACCCAGAGUGUACAUCGGCUGCAUGAAAUCCGGUCCGGUUUUAUACCAAAAGGAUGUUAAAUACCAUGAGCCGGAAUUUUGGAAAUUUGGAGAAGAAGGGAACAAAUAUUUCAGACACGCCACUGGCCAAAUCUAUGCCAUCUCCAAAGACCUUGCGUCAUAUAUCUCCAUUAAUGCGCCGAUACUUCAUAAAUAUGCAAACGAAGAUGUCUCGUUGGGUUCGUGGCUGAUCGGAUUGGAAGUCAAACACAUUGACGAGCGGAGAAUGUGUUGCGGAACACCUCCCGGUAAAGUUACCCGCAAUCGAGUUGGAAGUUUUCGAAAAACACCCCCUGAAAAUUUUGAUUUGAUGGGUUUGAUGGUAGAUUGCGAGUGGAAGGCGGAGUCCGGUAAUUUUUGCAUCGCCUCGUUUGACUGGCCGUGCAGCGGAGUGUGCAAGCCGGUGGAGAGGAUGAAGGAGGUGCACGGCACGUGCGGAGAGGCAGCUGAGGCGAUUUGGAACGUGGCGCUCUGAAUUAUUAAAUCACUUUUAAGAGACUAAUUAAUUAGUUAAGUUAAUUAAUUUGUACCUCGAAUUAAAAAUAAUAAGAAGAGACAGAUGUUUCGUGGGAAAUGAUUUCAUAU
This is a messenger RNA of Zingiber officinale, 3099 nucleotides long. Its product is annotated as probable beta-1,3-galactosyltransferase 8. The transcript is spliced from 6 exons. Bases 1664 to 2989 code for a protein of 441 amino acids. Gene Ontology annotation, molecular function: hexosyltransferase activity. Gene Ontology annotation, cellular component: Golgi membrane. The record is from RefSeq and is a predicted model, not a curated record. Lineage: Eukaryota; Viridiplantae; Streptophyta; Magnoliopsida; Zingiberales; Zingiberaceae.